This is a messenger RNA of Rhizoctonia solani, 1650 nucleotides long. Its product is annotated as Transposon Tf2-12 polyprotein. The coding region runs from base 1 to 1650 and encodes 549 amino acids. Lineage: Eukaryota; Fungi; Basidiomycota; Agaricomycetes; Cantharellales; Ceratobasidiaceae. The record is from RefSeq and is a predicted model, not a curated record. The transcript has 2 exons.
AUGUUGUGGUUAAAAAAGCACAAUCCCCAAAUAUCAUGGGAAAAACAUACGCUUGUUUUCAACUCGUUAUAUUGUUCCAAUAAUUGUCUGUCUGUACCCGCUGUCUUAGAACUCAAGGCAGUAGAAGAAAUACCACUACCUUAUCAAGAAUUUUCCAAGGUCUUCUCUGAGGAAGAAUCAUCCAAAUUGCCACCCCACCGGCCUUACGAUAUUGCCAUUGAGUUACUUCCGGAUGCGCGACCACAACAUGGUCCCAUAUACAGUUUAGGUCGAAGGGAGGAUGCGGAACUUAAAGAAACCAUUGAGAAACAACUCAAAGCAGGUUUAAUCCGCCCGUCUAAAUCCCCUAUGGCCUCUCCCAUAUUAUUUGUCAAAAAGAAAAAUGGGAAGUUACGCAUGUGUGUGGACUAUUGGCGUCUGAACAGUAUGACCAAGAAAAACGUCUAUCCCCUGCCCUUGCCACAGAAUCUCAUCAAGAAAUUACAAGGUGCUAAGAUCUUUAGCAAAUUCGAUCUCAAGGCAGGAUACAACCUAGUCCAAAUCAAAGAAGGCGAUGAAUGGAAAACCGCUUUCAAAACAAAAUACGGACUAUUUGAAUAUUUGGUCAUGCCUUUUGGAUUAACAAAUGCACCGGCGGCUUUUCAAGACAUGAUGAAUGAGAUAUUCAGGGAUCUUCUGGAUGUCUACGUCAUCAUUUAUUUGGACGACAUUCUGGUAUUCUCUUUGAACAAAAAGGAUCACGAAGCUCAUUGGAAAUGGGAACAGGCGGAACAACAAUCCUUUGAUGGUCUGAAGAAAUGUCUUACAUCAGCACCUCUGCUUCUACAACCAGACACCACGAAACAAUUCUAUGUGGAAUGUGACGCCUCGGAUUAUGCCACUGGAGCGAUACUAUCUCAACGUAAUCUAGAAGGGAAAUUAGCCCCUGUAGCCUAUUUAUCUAAAUCCCUAUCCCCAGCCGAAAAGAACUACGAUAUCUUUGACAAGGAAUUACUGGCAGUUAUCAGGGCAUUUAAAGAAUGGCGCCACCUACUGGAAGGAUCAGAAUUACCAGUCCAAGUUCCAACGGAUCAUAAGAACUUGGAAUACUUCUCCACAUCACAAUCCUUGAAUAAACGACAGAUUCGAUGGGCAAAUUUCCUAGUGGACUAUAAUUUCCAGAUCAUUUACAGGCCUGGGGCACAGAAUAAGAAGGCCAAUAUCCUUUCGCGGCGCUAUGAUUUGGUACCCCUUGAAGGGGGGGUAGAGAACCAAGUUCUCCUGAAACCGGAACUUUUCAUUGCAUCAAUCACCCCGGAUCAAGAAAUCAAUGAUUUAAUUGGCAAAGCUAUUUACGAGGAUGACCGUCUAAAAGAGAUUCUGCUCAAACUCCAGAACAAGGAAAAGGUCUUGGAUUGGGAAUUAAGAGAAGGACUACUAUGGUAUCAAGGAAAAAUCUUUGUACCGAAAGACAAUACCAUUAGGAACCUUAUCCUAGAAUCUAGGCAUGACGCCUUGGCGGCGGGACACCCAGGACAAGCCAGGACAUUAGAACUUAUUUCCAGAAGUUAUUACUGGCCAUCGCUGAAAAAGUUUGUCAACUCUUAUGUCAGCCACUGCAAAACCUGUAUCAGGUCCAAACCAACAAAUCAAGUACCUGUAGGCUGCUAA